GCCACAAGGAUCCACCAAAUCCAAAGCAAAAAACAAAAUACAUCAACCUAAUCAAACCAUGGCAAAGCUUCUUCAAACCCUAAUUCCACUUCUAGCCUUGCUCCUUGCCACUGCCAACACGGCGUGGUCGCAGACGACCUCCUUCCAAUAUGAUUUCUACGGGCAGCAGCCGACGGACCUACUCUACCAAGGCGACGCCCACUUCCCAUCCGACUCCACCUACCUCCGCUUGAUCAACACCGACAGCUCAGGCAACCCAUUAAAUGGCCGCAUUGGCCGAGCCGUGUAUUCCAACCCGAUCACAUUUUGGGAAGCCGGAGCGCAGGUCGACCUCGAAACCACCGUUAAAUUCAUCAUCAACACCGUUGAUUCAAACCCAGGCGAUGGCAUCACCUUCUUCAUCCAGCCAGUUGGCUCUCCAAUCGGAUCCGCUGGCGGCUCCUUUGGAAUCUUUAGUCCGCAAAAUCCAGCCGUGUUCGCAGUGGAAUUCGACACCUACAUCAACACUAAUGAUCCAAAUUACCGUCAUGUUGGUAUUGACAUUAAUGAUAAUAUUUCAAAAAAUACAAGCAACGUCGGCAACGCAAUUCUUGGGCAGGAGGUGACUGCUCGCAUCAACUACCAGCAAUCUUCCAAAUUGAUCACCGUUCAAGUCACGGCAGCCUCACAAACUUUUGUGGUGAGCUAUGUAUACGACUUGAGCACCUAUCUUCCUCAGCAGGUUCAAGUCGGACUCUCCGCCAGCACAGGAGGCGCAGUCGCUGUUUUCGACGUCAUAUCGUGGUAUUACACUUCCACUCUCGUGCAUACCGGUGCCAACAGCGAUGCCCACAUUCGCCAAUAUGUGUGAUUGUACUUUGUGUGUGUGAGCUAAAUAAGGACGUUUAUAAGUCCAAAAAUAAGGCUAUUCAUGACCAUGCUGUAUUAUUAUGUUUAUGUUUCACUUCGAUGGGAAUUGGGAAUGGAAUUAGUUUGUGUUUUUCA
This is a messenger RNA of Salvia hispanica, 984 nucleotides long. NCBI's taxonomy places the organism in Eukaryota, Viridiplantae, Streptophyta, Magnoliopsida, Lamiales, Lamiaceae. The record is from RefSeq and is a predicted model, not a curated record.